Molecule: messenger RNA, 1647 nt
Organism: Trichoderma breve
Lineage: Eukaryota; Fungi; Ascomycota; Sordariomycetes; Hypocreales; Hypocreaceae
Product: serine carboxypeptidase domain-containing protein
Exons: 2
Coding region: 1-1647 (548 amino acids)
Biological process (GO): proteolysis
Cellular component (GO): fungal-type vacuole
Molecular function (GO): serine-type carboxypeptidase activity
Source: RefSeq, a predicted model, not a curated record
AUGCGGUUGUCUACUUCCGCCCUCGUGCUGGGCGCUGCCUCGUCGGCCAUGGCGUUCCAGGACCAAAAGGUCCUCGGUGACUCCAAGCCGGCUGUCAAGUUCGGCGGCGACUUUGAGGCGCUUGCCUCGUCCCUCAAGGAGACGUUUGGCGAGCUCACUGCCGAUGCCAAGGCCGUCUGGGAAGAGGUCUCUCUGCUCGCCCCGGAUGCCAUGGAGGCGUUCAUUGCCGAGGCCAAGGGCAUCAAGGCCAAGAAGCACGACCGCAAGGCCGAUGGCGAAUGGGACCAUGUUGUCAAGGGUGCUGACCUCCAGAAGGUGUGGGUUGAGGACGACAAGACUGGAGAGUCCCGCCGUCUGGUGGGCGGCAAGCUGUCCAACUACAGCCUGCGAGCCAAGAAGGUCGAUCCCGCAAAGCUCGGUGUCGAUAAGGUGAAGCAAUUCAGCGGAUACCUCGACGAUGACGAGAAGGACAAGCACUUGUUCUACUGGUUCUUCGAGUCCCGCAACGACCCCAAGAACGACCCCGUCAUCCUGUGGCUCAAUGGCGGCCCAGGCUGCUCCUCCCUUACCGGUCUCUUCUUUGAGCUGGGCCCGGCCUCUAUCAACCAGAAGAUUCAGGUUGUCAACAACCCACACGCAUGGAACAACAACGCUUCCGUCAUCUUCCUUGACCAGCCGGUCAAUGUGGGCUACUCAUAUGGCAGCGGCUCAGUCAGCGACACUGUCGCUGCUGGCAAGGACGUCUACGCCCUUCUCACCCUCUUCUUCCACCAGUUCCCCGAGUAUUCUACUCAGGACUUCCACAUUGCUGGAGAGUCAUAUGGCGGACACUACGUCCCCACCUUUGCGUCCGAGAUCCUCUCCCACAAGGACCGCAACAUCAACCUCAAGAGCAUUGCAGUCGGCAAUGGCUUGACUGAUGAGUUCACCCAGUACGCUUACUACCGGCCCAUGGCCUGCGGUGAGGGCGGUUACCCCGCUGUCCUGAGCGAGAGCCAGUGCAAUGCCAUGGACAGCUCCCUGCCUCGCUGCCAGAGUCUCAUCAAGAACUGUUACGACUCGGAGAGCGCCUGGCUCUGCGUGCCCGCUUCCAUCUACUGCAACAACGCCUUCAUUGGACCGUACCAGCAGACUGGCUACAACCCCUACGAUAUCCGUUCCAAGUGCGAGGAUUCCGGCAACCUGUGCUACAAGGGUCUGGGUUACAUCUCUGAGUACCUGAACAAGCCUGAUGUCAUGGAGGCCCUCGGUGCUGAGGUGUCAUCCUAUGAUUCCUGCAACUUCGACAUCAACCGUAACUUCUUGAUGCACGGUGACUGGAUGAAGCCCAUCUACCGCCUUGUUCCCGACCUGCUGAAGGAGAUUCCCGUCCUUAUCUACGCCGGUGACGCCGACUUCAUCUGCAACUGGCUCGGCAACAAGGCCUGGGUCAAUGCCCUCGAGUGGGAGCACGGCGACGAGUUCCGUAGCGCCAAGACUAAGGACCUCACUGUUGGAGACAAGACAUACGGUAACGUUCAGUCAUCACACAACCUCACCUGGAUUCAGGUCUACGGCGCCGGCCACAUGACACCCACGGAUGAGCCCGAGGGCAGCAUCAACUUUGUCAACCGCUGGAUCGCUGGCGAGUGGGUUGCUAAGAAAUGA